UACAGGUGCCUGACAGAUACUAUCCUUGCUAUCGAAAUUAAUUGAGCUGUGGUACACGGCCUGUCGUCAUGCUUUUGCUUGAUUAUCAGAACGUUCUCAUUCAGAACCUGCUGACGGAGCGGUUCUCCGGAGGUGCGCCGGUUUCAAUUGACCAAGUUGUCUCUGACUUUGACGGAGUGACGUUCCACCUGUCGACGCCAGAAUCGAAGACCAAGAUCCUUAUCUCCAUCCACGUGAAAUGCUUCAAAGAGCUGGUUCAAUACGGUGCCCAGGAGGUACUGGAAAGAGAAUAUGGUCCUUACAUCGUCACACCAGAGCCUGGCUAUGACUUCUCGGUACAGAUUGACUUGGAGAACCUGCCCGCAGAGCAGGAAGCUCGGGACGAGCUUAUCAUGCGGCUUGCGUUGCUGAAGCGUAACGCCAUGGCUGCUCCGUUCGAAAGGGCAUUCGACGAAUUCGCGAAGUUGUCAGAGGAGGCAUCCAGGUACACGUCGGAGUCCGCACCCCAGGGAAUCAAGGAAGGUGGGGAGUUGAUGGCAAUUCAUUACCGGGAAGAGGAAGCGAUCUACAUCAAGGCCAGUCAUGACCGGGUCACAGUGAUCUUUAGCACUGUUUUCCGCGAAGAGACGGAUCGUAUCUUUGGCAAGGUGUUCUUACAGGAGUUUGUCGACGCGAGAAGACGAGUGGUGACGUUGCAGAAUGCGCCCCAAGUGCUCUUCCGCAGCGACCCUCCGCUGGAGCUUCAGGGGGUCCCUGGUCUGCAGACAGCUGGGGACGGUAAAAUGAGUUAUGUCACUUUCGUCCUUUUUCCUCGACACCUGACUCCUCAACGACGCUACGAAAAUAUCUCUCACAUCCAAACCUUCCGUGACUAUUUCCAUUACCACAUCAAGGCGUCCAAGGCAUAUAUCCACACUAGAAUGCGUAAGAGGACAGCAGACUUCCUCCAAGUCCUCAACAGAGCUCGACCUGAAAACGAGGAGCGGGAGCGGAAGACGGCCAGCGGUCGUACGUUCAGGGUUCAUGGAUAGAGCGGUCAAUCGUGUUUCUUGUUGUAUAUUACGGCUCGAAGGUAGUACGAAGCAUUUGAAGCUGAACAAGCAAAGUGCACAUACAAUUUCACUCGUUACACAGAGCACCCUUAUCGUACGAUUAUUUGGCCGUUUCAGCAAGAGGCAAGGGGGUGUCUGAGGAUUUGACGUGUCUCAAAAGAUCUGAUAGCAUUCUUGCCGGGGUUUCAGGUGCAAUUGCUUUUUCCUCCUUUGCAGCUGCAUCUGUCAAUCUGCACGAGGUGGAUAUCUACUUGGCAAUAAUAGAGACUGAUCAUCAUCC
Molecule: messenger RNA, 1332 nt
Organism: Aspergillus novofumigatus IBT 16806
Lineage: Eukaryota; Fungi; Ascomycota; Eurotiomycetes; Eurotiales; Aspergillaceae
Product: actin-related protein 2/3 complex subunit 2
Exons: 5
Coding region: 69-1031 (320 amino acids)
Biological process (GO): actin filament polymerization; Arp2/3 complex-mediated actin nucleation
Cellular component (GO): Arp2/3 protein complex; actin cytoskeleton
Molecular function (GO): actin filament binding; structural constituent of cytoskeleton
Source: RefSeq, a predicted model, not a curated record